GAUCAGUAUCGGCGAAACCAGUGCAAGAAAUCGAUUCAGUGCAUCAGAGACUGGGAAGUCCAAGCAACCCUGACCACAGGCUGAUGACAAAGACCUCGGAGAAUCACAAGGAUGAAGCAGUGGCAACCUUCCUGUGCUGGUCCAUAUUCACCACCGCCUUUUGCUGUUUCCCCUUCGGAAUAGCUGCGGUGGUUUACUCACGCAAGGCGAAAGGAGCCCUGGACCAAGGGAACACGGAGGAAGCUAGAUGGGCCUCUGGUGUCACUAAGAGACUAAACAUAGUCGGAUCUGCAUUUGGAAUCAUUAUCAUCACAGCCAUAAUCAUUUAUGUGGCUGUUCACCACCUUCGCGAGAAAGCUCAAAUAUGAAGGAUUUAUACUGAUACUUUAUUUUUGCUAUUCCUUGUUCACAAAUGAUUUUAAUGGGGGGGAAAAUUAUCAUCUAGGCAAUGCUUCAUUACGAAUCAUUUGCAAUAAUCCUCAGCCCUUUGUAUGAUGUGCGGGAUGUGUAUUUCACUCAAUCCAGUUGUAAUGUGGAUGGAUGUUGGCGAUGUGUAACUUCACAAAAUAUACAAUGAUGAUACAAUCUAGCUAAGAAUCCUGGCCUUUUGUUUUGUGAUU
Molecule: messenger RNA, 620 nt
Organism: Leucoraja erinaceus (little skate)
Lineage: Eukaryota; Metazoa; Chordata; Chondrichthyes; Rajiformes; Rajidae
Product: proline rich transmembrane protein 1B-like
Exons: 3
Coding region: 84-368 (94 amino acids)
Cellular component (GO): membrane
Source: RefSeq, a predicted model, not a curated record